AUGAGCAGAGGUGGUUAUGGUGGGCAGGGUCAGUAUGGUAACGAAUACGGAGGAGGGUAUCCACAACAACCAUAUGGCCAACAGCAACAGUAUGGUCAACCACAAUAUGGUCAGCAACAAGGUUAUGGUCAACAGCAAUAUGGGCAACAACAGAAUUAUAAUCAACAGUCAUAUGGACAACAACAACAAUAUAAUCCAAAUGUGCAACAAAAUGUAGAGAUGACUCAGGUCAAUCCGGAUAAUAUCAAUGGAUUUUUUGACGAGGUUUCGUCAAUUUCUGAUGUGAUCCGUCAAAUAAAAAGCAACAUUAGCCGUAUUGAUGAAUUUCAUUCACGUUCCUUGGGAACAAUCAAUGAAGAUGAAGCCACUAAACGUCAACUUGAUUCCAUUAUCGUAGAAACGCGUCAACUUCUUGUUAAAGUUAAAGAUAGAAUUAAAAAAAUAGAAGUCUCAAAUUUAAAGGCUAGUCCUGCGGACCUUACAGUUCGAAAGCAACAGACAGGUAAUCUACGUCAAAAAUUUAUGGAUACUUUACAAGAAUACCAACAAGUUGAAUUUCAAAAUCGCCAAAAGUUUAGAGAGCGUAUGGAAAGGCAAUAUAAAAUUGUUAAACCCAAUGCGACACAAGAUGAAAUUGAUUCAGCACUGGACAAUGACGACGGUGGACAGAUUUUCGCACAAUCGCUCAUGAAUUCAACAAGAUACGGUGCAGCAAAGGAUGCAUUACAAGAAGUGCAAAAACGACACGAUGAUAUCAAAAAGAUUGAAAAAACCAUUGAAGAACUUGCGAAUCUUUUCCAAGAAAUGCAAAUUUUAGUCGAGGCACAGGACACACAAGUUACUCAAAUUGAAGAAAACGCUACUCAAAUACAAACCGAUAUGGAGCAGGGUGUUGUCCACGUGGAAAAAGCUUUAGAUAGUGCACGAUCCGCAAGAAAGAAAAAAUGGUAUUGUUUCUUCAUUGCCAUAGUUCUCCUAGCAAUAUUUGCUGCAGUAUUAUACAUUUAUGUUAUUAAACCCAUGCUUAACAAGCAAAAAUAA
Funneliformis mosseae is the source of this 1041-nucleotide messenger RNA. The record is from the annotation of a GenBank genome assembly. NCBI's taxonomy places the organism in Eukaryota, Fungi, Glomeromycota, Glomeromycetes, Glomerales, Glomeraceae.